Molecule: messenger RNA, 2523 nt
Organism: Colletotrichum tamarilloi
Lineage: Eukaryota; Fungi; Ascomycota; Sordariomycetes; Glomerellales; Glomerellaceae
Product: RNA-binding protein
Exons: 4
Coding region: 1-2523 (840 amino acids)
Biological process (GO): mRNA splicing, via spliceosome
Cellular component (GO): nucleus
Molecular function (GO): RNA binding
Source: RefSeq, a predicted model, not a curated record
AUGUACGAGGACAACCAUCGCGCGCGCGAGAGGGGACCGUCUCCCCCCAGGAAUAACCUCGAGCUGUCCUACGACGACGACAGCUACGCCCCGGAGGAAUCCCGCCGUCGCGAGCGCGACUGGGAUCGGGACCGGAAUUGGGAUCGUGAGACUGCAGAAUACCGCGCAAGAGACUACGACCGUUACUACCAUGGACCGCCGCGUGAGGCCCACGAGCCACGUCCUCGAUCGGGAGAUCAAGGCGGUGGUCGGGAUGACUAUAUGGAUCGCCGUGAUGAAGACGCUGCGCUACUUCACCCACAUGACGGCGACGACCGCGGAUCACGUCGUUACGAUCGAGAUGGCCGGGGCUACUCUCGCCCUCACUACGACGAUAGCACUCGCCGCGAUGAUGCCCGACGUGGUACUGACGAGGAUCUUCGUCAUUUUUCCGCCUCUCCAGGUGGCAGCCCAGAUCGCCAUCCUCGUCGCGAUCGUUCUACAUCGCCUCUUCGACAAGCUGGUACUCCGAGUGAUACUGUAAUCCUGGAAGGUUUACCAUCCGAUGUAUCUCUCGAGACGGUGCGGGAUUGUCUCAUUAAACAGUCCGAUCUAUCACAAUAUCCAUCUGUCGAUCUUCGCAUCCCCUCAACUGGGCGAGGCAAGCGUCGCGCUUUCGCGCAGUUCGAAAAUGUCGAGCAGGCGGUCGAGUUUGUUAAAGCAAACUACCCUAAGCUUGUUAUCAAUUUCUUUAGCGGGGAGGAUGAUGAUAGCACGGAUGGCAUGACCCUGAUUUACAUCCAUUACGCAAGGAACCGCGAUGACGCUGAGCGGGAAAGUCGCGCUGGAACUGCCGCUAAUUGGAGCUGUCCGACCUGUGACUUUUCAAACUAUGCGACCAGAAGCCGUUGCAAGAACUGCGGCGGUCCGCCCACAGAUCCGUCCCAAUACCGAUUUCUAUUGACUGGCGAGAGCGAUGCAUCCGAUACACCUUCUCAGAUCUUGGUUUUCUUCCCUUUGGCACCAUCCGUCAACGAAGAUGUGUUCUCGGCGGGAGCUGGAAAACUAGAGCUCGUGCAAAAGCAAGCAGCAGCAAGGAACUCCGGCGACGGGCCAAAGCUCAAGUCCACUGCCCCGACAGGCGAUGCAUCUGGCUAUGGCGCAAGGCCGGGCUCUCUCCACCGCACAUUCUUGAUGCGUGAUCAAGAGACGAACGAGUCAUUCAGCUUUGGAUUCGCCGAGUUCUGGACAGUGGAAGAUGCGAUGGCGGCCAUGAAGAAGUUUCAGAUGAUGCGCGAAUUCACGAUUGCCUCGAAGCCUGUGACAGUUUCGACCAUCCAUCUUGGCGUCUUCGUGCCAGAACUCAGGGAAGUGACGCGAUUUAACGAGCGUGUCUCGUUCAACCCGCUCUUCAACCCGGCUAUUCGGGUCAAGUACUGGGAGCCCCACGUCUAUCCCAGCCAGAGAGUGAUCACCGAGGUUCCCCCUGGCGGCACCUCUGGAGACGGAGGCAAAGGGGAUGCUGCCGACGAGGCGAAGAAGGGCAAGAAACGCAAGGCGGACGGGAAUCUGCCCGCCUCUUCCACCAAAAAGUCGGUACCGAUGGCUGGACAAAUGGCGUUUUGGCAGAAACGGCAUGUCGAAAUACACGAGGGCAAGCGAGCCGCCGAUGCAGUUGGUGGAAAUGGUCAAUCGGAAGAGCGCGCCCCUGUGAAGAUCUCUCUAUCUGGCGCGAACGCAAUUUCUACCGGCCCUAUCAAGAUUUCUUUGACUGGGGCAAGCCUUCCGAAAGCCCCUGCUCCGACAGCAUCGCCGAAUGGGGCCCCUACUAUUGAGAACUCUCAGACACCCGCGCCUCAGACGGGAACUGCGGCUCCAGACAAGACAUCUACGCCGGAAGCAUCAGUAUCAUACGUGGACCGCGAAAAGAUCUGCUGUUUGAUCUGCAUGAUGAAGUAUAAAUCUCUGGAUGAUCUCAGUACGCAUGAAAAGUCAAGAAAUCACAAGAACGCUACUGCAGAUGAGGAGAAGGUCAAGGCAGCUAAGCCGCGACUAGCUGCCCGCGACAAGAGGAUGGCAAAGCAAGCAGAAGAGCAGCCGGCGGCACCAGCGGCGGACGAGGAAUCAGCACCGCAGUACCGCGACCGCGCCAAGGAGCGAAGAGAGGUGUUUAACCAACCCGCGAAACCAAAGGUACCUGUCCAAGGCGGUAAUAAACCAGCGCGCAAAGACGAUAAGACCGCCAAUCCCCCGGCGGCGGCAUCUAAGGAAAAGACACCUCCGCCGGCGCCUCCGAAAUCCAAGGGCGCGGGGAUGCUGGCCAAGAUGGGCUGGAGCACGGGACAGGGCUUGGGCGCCAACGGCGACGGCCGCACCGAGGUGAUUGCCACGCACGCGUACCAGGAGGGUGUCGGCCUCGGCGCCGAGGGCGGGAACCUGGGCGACGCGGCGGAGCUCGCGCAGCGCAAGACGACGAACAGUUAUGCCGAGUAUGUGAAUACGGUGCAGGAUCGGGCUAGGGAGCGGUAUAACAAGAUGGGUUGA